GUUUAAAACAGACAAGCACAAUCUAGCCUAUGCACGCGCUUCAUAUCUGUGGUAUUUAGACGUAAUUGGCGUGUUUUUACCUUUACGUCGGGGGGUUCAUUCAAAAUGAGGAAUCAGUGAUGUAUGGAGUGCUGUGUCUUUGAUGUACUUUUGUAUUUCCGAUUUUUUUAUGCGAAAAGCUGUAAUUAUAAAGCGAGUGGCGAUCCGCUGUGAAGUAAUAGAGGCAAGAUUGUUGUUUUUUUUCCAGGACUGUAACAUCAUUUACAAACGUGAGUUAGUUUGGACAUGUCCCAAAAGAAGAGAACUUCAAGCCAGAAGUCGCAGGCCCCAUCUAAUCGGCUGUCCCAGGUAGCAAGAAAUGAAGCUGUUGACAGUGAUGAGGAGGAUGUUUCUCUGACAGAGCCAAGCACAUCUCAGGUUCAGCAGAGUCUUGCAAGACUCACUGUGGCGCAAGUAGACCGUAAGAUGGCUGAAGUAUUGCAGUUCAUUCUCAUUAAAGACCAGAAGAAAAUGCCAAUCAAAAGAGCUGAUAUUGUAAAGCAUGUCCUUAAAGAAUAUAAGACAAUUUACAGUGAGAUUUUAAAACGGGUGGAUCGUACUCUUGGGCAGGUGUUUGGCAUGAAACUUGUGGAGAUAGAUACAAAAAACCACACAUAUGUCUUAAUUAACAAGCUGGAGCCUGUGGAACUUAACAUUACAGACAUGCACACUGGUUCUUCAAAGACUGGGCUGCUUUUUGUUAUUUUGGCGGUUAUCUUUAUGAAAGGGGGUAUUGUAAAAGAGUCUAUAAUCUGGAAUAUGUUGAAGAAACUCAAAGUAAAGUGUGGUGAGAAGCAUGAUGACUUUGGAGAUGUUAAGAAGCUCAUUACUGAAGAGUUUGUCAGGCAGAGGUACCUUGAGUAUGCCCGUGUUCCACACACAGAUCCAAUAGAGUAUGAGUUUCGAUGGGGUCUACGGGCUGAAAAGGAACUGUCAAAGAUGAAGUUACUUGAGCUUGUUUCAGAGAUUGUGAAGAACUGGUGCCAACUCUAUGCUGUGGGAGUGUUUGGAGGAAGUUGCAGGAACAAGACCCCCGCUCAUGGACGACCCAGUGGAAAGAAGCAGAACAAGCAGAGUCUAGUUCCCGGGGUAGUUCUCAGUGAUGCUUUCGUUUUUUUUACACUUUGCUAUCCUGAGUAUUCUUGCCUUUCGCUAAGGUAUAUUUUAUUUUUGUAAAAAAAAAGUCUAUUUUGGUUCUGACUUACACCCUUAAAGUCUACAAAGGACAGAAAAAGAAAAAACAUAAUUUGUUUCUUUGUAGUUUUUUCUUAGUGGGUGGUGUAU
Messenger RNA from Polypterus senegalus (gray bichir), 1323 nucleotides. It is a transcript of the gene ndnl2, whose product is annotated as necdin-like 2. Bases 286 to 1215 code for a protein of 309 amino acids. Gene Ontology annotation, cellular component: nucleus. The transcript has 12 exons. Lineage: Eukaryota; Metazoa; Chordata; Cladistia; Polypteriformes; Polypteridae. The record is from RefSeq and is a predicted model, not a curated record.